Molecule: messenger RNA, 2276 nt
Organism: Phalaenopsis equestris
Lineage: Eukaryota; Viridiplantae; Streptophyta; Magnoliopsida; Asparagales; Orchidaceae
Product: D-lactate dehydrogenase [cytochrome], mitochondrial
Exons: 21
Coding region: 167-2161 (664 amino acids)
Biological process (GO): lactate catabolic process
Cellular component (GO): mitochondrion
Molecular function (GO): D-lactate dehydrogenase (NAD+) activity; D-lactate dehydrogenase (cytochrome) activity; FAD binding
Source: RefSeq, a predicted model, not a curated record
AUAAUCCAUUGCCAUGGAAGCACUUAUGUUCAGAGCGGAAACGAGCUCAAAUCCAUGGACGAUCCGCCAUUUCUGGCUUUAAAUUCGAGCUUCUUUCUGCACGUAAAAUACCAGUUUUUCCCCUCUCUCCAUUUUCCUCGUUGCUCUUACUCCUAAUCUGCUCACCAUGAGAUUUGUAUCCACUGCCAAAUAUCGCUUCUGUUCAUUCUCUUCUUCGAAUCACUUCUUAGGUUUUCUCCGUUCUUCCUCUUCUUCCCCCGUCUCCGCUUCGGCCGCCACCGCCGCUCUCUCCUCACAUUCUUCCUCGCCAUCUGGGGGCGGCGGCGGGAACGGCAAUCAGCACUGGCGGUUCAUGUCAUGGCCCAGUGCUCUGCUUCCAAUCGCUUUCGCCGCCUCGGCCAGCUACUUUUACCUCGAUCAACGCCACUCCCCGGCCCACUGCGACUCUGUGCUCGAUCAUCGUUAUGGUGGGAUGGAAACGACGAAUAUCCGUGAGGAAGUAUACGAGGUGUUCAUUGACGAGCUCAGAAAUAUUCUGCAAAAUGACAUGACUGUGGACUACGACGAGAGGUACUUCCAUGGUAAGCCGCAGAACAGCUUCCAUAAGUCUGCCAAUGUUCCGGAUGUUGUUGUGUAUCCCAGUUGGAAUCAAUCAGCUGCUGGAAUUGGCAGUAUUUGCAGAAAUUAUUCUGUGCAGUUUAGUGGUCAUUUAUGCAACGCGAAAGCAAUCAAUGUGCUAAUUGGGCUGCGAGAAAAGGCUUGGAGUCCCAAAGUUUCAAUUUUACUAAUAAGGUCACAGGAUGAUGUGCAGAAGAUCAUUAUUGCAUGUAACAAGUACAAGGUUCCCAUUGUGCCUUAUGGUGGAGCUACAUCAAUUGAAGGCCACACUUUAGCUACUAAUGGAGGCGUGUGCAUUGAUAUGUCAAUGAUGAAGGAGAUAAAAGCAUUGCAUAUUGAGGACAUGGAUGUAGUCGUUGAACCAGGGAUUGGAUGGAUGGAACUAAAUGAGUAUUUGAAACCUUACGGCCUAUUCUUUCCGCUUGAUCCAGGGCCUGGUGCUACCAUUGGAGGCAUGUGUGCUACUCGUUGUUCUGGUUCGUUAGCUGUAAGGUAUGGAACAAUGCGAGAUAAUGUUAUUAAUCUCCAGGUAGUUCUGGGAAAUGGAGAUGUUGUUAAGACAGCUGCUCGUGCUCGAAAAAGUGCUGCUGGAAGCACCUUUUUUUGGUCUUGUACCAUAAGGCAAAUCUCGAUUAAAGUAAUCUUAGAAAAGUACAUACAAGCUUUUCCAGUGUCCGGUGAUGCAGUUAAUACAUUCAAACAUACACCCUUCAGGUAUGAUUUGACUCGACUGAUGAUUGGAAGUGAAGGAACUUUGGGUGUAAUAACAGAAGUGACUUUACGUCUUCAAAGGCUUCCACAACAUUCAGUGGUUGCUAUGUGUAACUUUCCAACUGUUAAAGACGCUGCUGAUGUAUCUAUUGCGACAAUGCUAUCAGGAAUACAGGUCUCAAGAGUUGAGCUCUUGGAUGAAGUAAUGAUGCAUGCUAUCAAUAUUGCAAAUGGAAAAAAAUUGCCUGAAGUUCCAACCUUGAUGUUUGAAUUUGCUGGCACAGAAGCACAAGCACGAGAGCAGACUCUUCUAGUCCAGAAGAUUGUUUCUGAACAUAAUGGCUCUGAUUUUGUUUACGUUGAAGAUCCAGAGGCUAAAAUAGAACUGUGGAAGAUAAGGAAGGAGGCUCUUUGGGCUUGCUUUGCGAUGGCACCUAAUUUUGAAGCGAUGAUUACGGAUGUUUGUGUUCCUUUAUCAAAGCUUGCGGAUUGCAUAUCAAAAUCUAAACAAAUUCUGGAUGCAUCAUCAUUACUGUGCACGGUUAUUGCACAUGCUGGUGAUGGGAAUUUCCAUACACUUAUCUUAUUUGAUCCAGAGCAAGAGGAACAGAAACGAGAAGCAGAGAGGCUAAACCACUUCAUGGUUCACACAGCUUUGUCAAUGGAAGGAACAUGUACGGGAGAGCAUGGUGUUGGCACCGGCAAAAUGAAAUAUCUCGAGGAAGAGCUUGGCAUGGCGGCAUUGCAGACCAUGAAAAGAAUAAAAACUGCUUUGGAUCCAAACAGCAUCAUGAAUCCAGGGAAGAUCAUUCCUCCACAUGUGUGCAUAUAAUGUUGAUCCUAAUCACUCUUGAAUCCAUGCAGUUAUAAUAAAAGAAUAACACAUUUGCUUUAUGAUGUUUUUAUGUAACUCAUCCUUUGUUAUUUGAAUUGCCAUUUUUGUUUUA